AUGAGCCUUAAAAUUUCUCUUCGAUCUAUUAGAGAAGGGAGGCUCCAGGGCAUAGGUAAAUGCCUGAUUCGAGAAUUUAGAAUGCUUUCUCACGCAAUGCACGGAGAAAUUUGCAAGGAUUUUGCAGAGGGUUGCAGAGCUAUACUGCUGGACAAGGACCGAAACCCGAAGUGGGAACCCUCCAAAAUUGAGUCGAUCAGUGACGAGAUGGUUGACCGUUACUUCUCGAAGAUGGACAACGAUGAUGAUGACUGGGAAGAUUUGAAACUACCCGUGAUCAGGUCAGAUUCACCGUCGAAUGUCAUUGCCAAACUGUAA
This is a messenger RNA of Striga hermonthica, 318 nucleotides long. Lineage: Eukaryota; Viridiplantae; Streptophyta; Magnoliopsida; Lamiales; Orobanchaceae. The record is from the annotation of a GenBank genome assembly.